AGGAAAAAGGUGAAAAAGAAAAAAGAAGGGGAAAAAACAAACGGGAAGACCCUUCGGAUCCCUUGCAGGAGAAGAACCCCCAAUCGAGCAGCUCCCGCAUCCGCCGAUGGCGCAGGACCCCGACUCCACCCCGAGCCUCCUCGACUCCCUGGGCGAGGAGAUCAUCCGCAUCGUCGCCCCCGUCUCCGCCUGCAUGCUCCUUGUCGUCCUCCUCGUCUCCACCCUCUCCUCCUUCUCCUCCCCCUCCUCCCUCUCCUCCCUCAUCGCCACCGCCUACUCCGACCCCUCAUCCUCCUCCUCCAUCUGGGACAAGCUCUCCGGCGCGCUCCUCAGCUCCCUCGUCUUCGUCGCCUCCGUCACCCUCAUCACCUUCCUCCUCGUCCUCCUCUUCUACUUCCGCUGCACCCGAUUCCUCAAAUCAUACAUGGCCUUCUCCUCCUUCGUCGUCCUCGCCUUCCUCGGUGGGGAAGUCAUCCUCCUCCUCGUCACCCACUUCGAUUUCCCCAUCGAUGCUAUCACCUUCUCCCUUCUCCUACUCAACUUCUCCGUCGUCGGGGUCAUGUCGGUCUUCAUGGCCAAGAUGCCGAUUUCCAUCAACCAGGGGUAUUUGGUCAUCAUCGGCGUGCUCGUCGCCUACUGGUUCACUCUCCUUCCGGAGUGGACCACCUGGGCUCUCUUGGUCACCAUGGCACUCUAUGAUCUUGCCGCCGUCUUGUUGCCCGGUGGACCGCUGAGGCUUCUUGUGGAGCUUGCAAUCUCUCGGGAUGAGGAGAUACCAGCAUUGGUGUAUGAGGCGAGGCCCGUGGAGCCUCUCCCGGGUGCGAGGAGGAGAUUGUGGAGGGAAAGAAGAGAUUUUGGUACGAAUUCCGGUUCUAAUUCCAACCCUUCAUCGCUUGGAUACAUGUUUCGGCAGACAGAUGAAAGGAGAGAUUUUGGUACCAAUUCGAGUUUAAAUUCCAACAAUUCGAUGACUGGAGAGGUGUUGCCGGAGACGAGGUUGGUUAUCAGUGAACAGGAGUCUGCUGGGGACUCUUCGGUAUCAGAGUUAAGAGCACCCUUGUUGCAGACCCAAUUAGAUAGUCAUGGAGAACAGGAGAUUGAAGGAAUUGGAUUGGGUUCGUCGGGGGCGAUCAAGUUAGGGUUGGGGGAUUUUAUCUUUUACAGCGUCUUGGUUGGGAGGGCAGCGCUGUAUGAUUUCAUGACAGUGUAUGCUUGUUAUCUUGCUAUUAUAGCUGGACUGGGUAUCACUCUGUUACUUUUAGCAUUUUAUCGGAAGGCAUUGCCUGCUCUUCCGGUGUCUAUAAUGCUUGGUGUGUUGUUUUAUUUAUUGACUAGGGUCUUGCUAGAGGUGUUUGUGGUCCAGUGUUCAACAAAUCUAUUGAUGUUUUAGAAUGAAAUUACUGUUUAAUAGGAGGAAAUUUAGCCUAUUCCUGUAUGAUGCUUUCUGUAAUUUCCACUUCAAAUGCAAAUGCAUAGAAAAACUCAAUGGGAUUUUCCAUGGGUUGAUAAAUUUAUGAUAGCA
Elaeis guineensis (African oil palm) is the source of this 1522-nucleotide messenger RNA. RefSeq names its product presenilin-like protein At2g29900. The record is from RefSeq and is a predicted model, not a curated record. Gene Ontology annotation, cellular component: gamma-secretase complex; membrane. Gene Ontology annotation, molecular function: aspartic endopeptidase activity, intramembrane cleaving. Gene Ontology annotation, biological process: membrane protein ectodomain proteolysis; protein processing. Lineage: Eukaryota; Viridiplantae; Streptophyta; Magnoliopsida; Arecales; Arecaceae.